UUCUGUUCCUGGCCCGUCGACCUCCUAACCUGCUUCCUGAGAGCCUUUCAGGAACUCAGCUGCAGAAGAUCCAACCCAGGCCAAACAGGCGGGGCGGGGCGGGGUUAAUGAAAGAAAAAAAAAGAUAUUUCCUGGUAACCUACGACAACACAGAAAGAUGAAUGUUGGCGUAGCUCACAGUGAGGUGAACCCAAACACGCGGGUGAUGAACAGCAGAGGAAUAUGGCUCACCUAUCUUCUGCUGACCGUGGUGCUGCACAUUGUCCUGCUCAGCAUUCCUUUCCUAUCCGUGCCGCUCGUCUGGACCCUCACCAAUGUCAUCCACAACCUGGCAAUGUACCUGUUUCUACACACAGUGAAGGGCACCCCCUUUGAAACCCCAGACCAAGGAAAAGCUCGUCUACUCACACACUGGGAACAGAUGGACUAUGGUGUCCAGUUCACUUCUUCACGCAAGUUCCUCACCAUCUCGCCGAUUGUUCUGUACAUUCUGGCCAGUUUCUACACAAAAUACGAUGCAACGCAUUUUUUAAUCAACACGUGCUCUCUGCUGACUGUCCUCAUCCCAAAGCUGCCCCAGCUUCACGGAGUACGGAUAUUUGGCAUCAACAAGUACUGAUGCACCGUUAAAAAAAAGAAAGAAAAACUGGGACUUUAUCCACAAAAACUGGACUUGAAGUUCUCGGCUCCUGCUGAACUGUUUUUGUUUUUUGAGUAAAAGGUUGAAGGAGAGGAAAAAAAACAGCUGGGAGGACUCUGAAGGUCACAGCCUGAAAAAUCUGAAUGCACUGUUUCUUCAAAGUAAAUAUGUUCUGAUAGUAAAAUAAGA
Messenger RNA from Cyprinodon tularosa, 829 nucleotides. RefSeq names its product ORMDL sphingolipid biosynthesis regulator 2 (gene ormdl2). Gene Ontology annotation, biological process: intracellular sphingolipid homeostasis; negative regulation of ceramide biosynthetic process; ceramide metabolic process. Gene Ontology annotation, cellular component: endoplasmic reticulum membrane. Lineage: Eukaryota; Metazoa; Chordata; Actinopteri; Cyprinodontiformes; Cyprinodontidae. The transcript has 4 exons. The coding region runs from base 158 to 619 and encodes 153 amino acids. The record is from RefSeq and is a predicted model, not a curated record.